AUGACUGGUGUAUAUUCUAUAAAACAUACAUCAAAUCCAUUUGCUAAUAUAAAUACAAUGGCAGCAUUAAACUCAAACCAAUCAUCUAAUAAUACAUCAAAGAAAGGUUCUACUUUAAACACUCCAUCCACGUCAAAUAAAAUUAUGUAUACAUCGAACUCAACGACAACAACAACAAAUGGUUCUUCACCAACCCGAAAUUCAAACAUUAGACAUCCCGUACCACUCACAUUUAAAUCAAUGACUUUACCAAAUUUCCCAAGUUAUAAACCCCAAGAGCAAACUUUUCCAAAACCUAAAAAUGUGCAUUUAAUAACAGCUGUUGAACUUGGAAAAUUUUUAAGUGAACAUAAUACGGAUGAUUAUAUUAUAUUUGAUAUUAGAUCGUUUUCUGAACAUUCGAAGGAAGCAAUCAAAAGUUCUAUUCAUGUUUGUUUACCAUCUACAUUAUUAAGAAGAAAAAAUUUCACAUUUGAAAAAUUGGUAGAAAGUUUACCAUUUAAUGAACAACAACAAAUACUCAAUAAAUUCAAGAAUCCAAAUUUAAGAAUAUAUCUAUAUGAUAAUAAUGGACAUCAAACUGAAAGAUCAAUAUCGCAAGGUUGCCAUGGUAUAUUGGUUAAAUUAUUAAAUUAUGCUCCUUGUAUUAGUCCCGAGAAUCAAAUUAAAAUUGGUAUAUUAUCAUGUGGCUUUCCACAAUUCAAAAAUAUGUUCCCAGAUGAUAUUACAAAUCCUAAAACUAAUGACGAAUCUUUAUUAAUGGCCAAUACAACACAACCAAAACUGGAUGCUAGUUCAUCAACAGAUAGUCAUCAUAGUCCAAGCAUCCUAGAUAAUAUUAAUUUGAGGUUAAAUGUUUCAGAUACUAAUACAUCAACAUCUUCAAAUUUUCUAAAUUCACCAAGUCCCCAACAUACUAUUACUGAUUCUCCACUUUCUUCUUCAUCUCCAAUAUCUGCAUUAUUGAAAUUUCAAUUACCAUCACAAAAGACAAUGCCAUCACAACUAUUUAAAUUCCCACAAAAUGAAGAAACAAUGAAUUUAGAAUCAUAUAUCAGUGCUGUAAAUAUCAAUGAAAAACAAAAUAGAAUUCAAGAACAUAUAGAAAAGAAAAAAUAUAGAAAUUCUUUGAAUUUGGAUCGUGAAAAAUUUUCAGAGGAAGAUAAUGAGGAUUCUAUAAGUCUCACAUCUUUCCAAUUUCCAAAGAGAAGCGCAAGUUCUUGUUCAAACCUUAGUAAUGAUGAAAAAUAUAAGGAUAAAUUGACGGUCCAAAUAAAAUAUUCAAAAUUACAUUCUAAAUACCCUCAAAAAGAUAUCGAUAGAAAUAUUCCCCAAUGGUUUCAAGAGUUAAUGAGCAGAACAAAAAUUCAAUUUGCAUCGCAAUUUCAAAAAUUAGAUAUUUUAGAAAAGAGACGAUUGAAUAGUUCUAUUUCUUCAAUGGAUACUCAUAGUAAUCAAUCAUCUAUUGUAUUCUCUACCGAAGACCUUCAGAAGGCACUACCAACCUGUUACUCCAAACCUAAUAGUCAUUCGGGUUCAUCAUGCGAUUCCAAUACACUCCACAAACCAAAUAAUUCCGAUAUAUCGUUCGGUAUGUCGAUACAUUCACAACUUUCAUCAUCUCCAUUUUCCAUAAAAUCACCGCCAUUACCACCAUUUUCUAGACCACUGGUGUUUAAACAAACACGUUCUUAUUCACAACCGGACUGUCUGAUAUCCACUAAUCAAAAAUGGAUAAAUGACAUUGACACCGACUUGACAAAUGUGGACAAUGAUAACGAAAAAAUUGUAAUAUCAUCUGGUGUUGAAUUAGGUUCCAAGAAUAGAUACAAGGAUAUCUUCCCAUAUGAACAUACAAGGGUUAGAUUAAAGAAACAUUCCCUAUCGUCAUUUUCAUCUACCCCAUUUACACAUUAUAAUACGCUAGUAAAUCAGGAAAUUACUAAAGAAAAAGAUAUGGACAUUAUAGAUAAUUAUAUUAAUGCAAACUACAUCACAUUACCGGAAUUGGAUAAUUCGAAAGAGUUAUUAAUGAAGGCCCAGACUGCAUCCCAAACUAUUUUACCAUCUGUCUCUCAAAAAGUGCGUUAUAUUGCAACACAAGCUCCUUUACGGUCCACAGUUCAUGAUUUUUACAGUUGUAUAAUUAAUGACAAGGUUCCAUUAAUAUUGUCUUUAACCAAUGAUAUAGAGAAUGGUGUUGAAAAAUGUUUCCAAUAUUGGAAAUCGAACAAUUAUAACGGUAUCAAGGUUAACAUUAUUGACGAGAUCAACCCUCCCGAGUUGAACAAAAAUGUUGUAAUCAGAAGAAUAAGGUUGUUUUAUGACAACGAUACUAAAACGUAUGAUGUCAUACAGUACCAAAUAAAGAAUUGGCUAGAUCUAAGUACUUUAUCUGAUCCUAUUGAAAUUGUCCAUUCCAUCUGUUUUAAGAAUAUCUUGAUAAAGAAGCUACUAAAAAAUCAUAUCAUUGCUCCUGAUAUUACACCUACCAUUCUCGUUCACUGUUCUGCUGGUUGUGGUAGAACUGGUACUUGGUGUACAAUAGAUUCUAUUUUGUCGAAUUUAGAAAAUUUUGACUUAUUUUCAUACGAAUUCAAAGAAAAAAAUGAGGCAACAGAUAAGCAAUAUGAUCCUGUUGCUUGGACUAUUAACAUGUUUAGAAAACAACGGAUUUCCAUGGUCCAGAACAUAAACCAAUUCUUAUUUAUCUACGAUUGUCUAUUGUAUUACUUCAAAUUUCAACUCAGGGACCGUUCUAAGAUGAGAUUUGAAAGAUCUCCAAAUUCACUAGCGUCUGUUAAAUCAGAUAUAAGAAAAACAGCAAUAAUAAAAAGAUUCGCUGAAGGUAAACUUAAUGAAAUCGAAACUACUGCAUAA
This is a messenger RNA of Maudiozyma saulgeensis, 2880 nucleotides long. NCBI's taxonomy places the organism in Eukaryota, Fungi, Ascomycota, Saccharomycetes, Saccharomycetales, Saccharomycetaceae. The record is from the annotation of a GenBank genome assembly.